This is a messenger RNA of Botrytis fragariae, 255 nucleotides long. RefSeq lists its product as uncharacterized. The record is from RefSeq and is a predicted model, not a curated record. Lineage: Eukaryota; Fungi; Ascomycota; Leotiomycetes; Helotiales; Sclerotiniaceae. The transcript is spliced from 2 exons. Bases 80 to 196 code for a protein of 38 amino acids.
AAAAAGCAAUAUAUCUUCAAACAUCCUUCAUCAACUCUCCACGUUGUAUCAGACUUGCACCUUGCCUAUUAGCGGCUGCAUGGAUCCUGUCUACCAUUGCACGGACUUCCAAAUCCUUCUACCCCUGCCUAACCUCACCAUCCUCUUCUCUCAUUGGUCCAUAUUUGGAUUCCAGAUUCACAAAUCGAACAUUUGAACUCAGACUUCACUCAAGAGAGAAGUCAGAAAAGUCAAUCUCCAAUCUUCUCUCCCCUU